UACCCAUAUUACUAAACCUAUAGUGCAUGUCAGUGGUCCCCAUAGAAACGGCAGCCAGAUUUUGCUUGUAUGGCUGUAAUUACAUGUAAACUUAAGUAGUGCACACGCACAUAGACAACCGCACCUACUGUACUUAAUAGAGGAGUGAAGGCACUUGCCUUUGGUUUUAGGGUCAUCGUUAUUGGCUGCUAUGCAAUAUGGGUUGCGGCGCAUCAGCGGACAAGGGAGCAGUGGCGCAUGGAAGUCCUAUGCAGGACUCUGCAGCAGGCUGGGAACAUGUACAGUGUUCGACGUCAGGGCAUGAGCUGUUCCGAAGGCACGGCAUACCACCGGAUGUGGCGAAGACGUUUGUGGAUGAGCUUGGGUUUCACAGAACUGAACACCUGGCCCUUGUUACUGAAGAGGACGUCAGGAAUCUCGAUCUAAAACCAGUCUAUACAAGACUGUUCUUGCGCAUUAUUCAACAUGCAAACAGCAGCCCUGCUCAAUCAGCAAUCUCUGCAUCCCCAAUGGCAACUGCUCCAACGACGGCCAAUGCCACGCCUUCAGCUGCUUCACGAAUUCCUCAGGGGCAGACCACCAAGUCCACAAAACUGAAGGACUGGGUUCAGAAGGGACUUGAAGUGGGCAGCACCUUCCUGGACACCGUCAAGCCCAUGAUCCCAUUCCCUGGUGACGCGGUUGUUGGCUCGCUGGGAGUCUUCAUGGGCCUCGUGGCCAAGGCUAUGGCCAACAAGGAUAACCUUACCAGGCUGCAGGCGCGGGCGGUAGACCUGUACGACCUGAUUGCCGACAGGCACGUGCCACACGUAGCAGCGAUGGUGGUGACUGGCGCUGCAGCAACACAGCAACCCCAGCAACACCAGAAGGUGUCGGACGCGUACAUGAAGCUGAUGAGUCGGUUCAAGGACCUGCUCACGGAGCUUGAGGAGUACGCACGCGAGUUCUCCUCACACAUCUGGCUCUACCGCAUCAUCACCAGCAGCGGCGACCAGCAGCAGUACGAGGACUACGCACAGCAGCUGCGUGACCUGACGAUUGAGGCGCAGUUCGCGGUGUCGGUGAAUGUGGCCGGCAUGACGGAGGAGAUGCGGGCAGCCAUGGAGGAGAUGAAGUUACAGAUGGCUUACAUGGACCACAGCGCUGAGGCGCGUGCUGCCGUGAAGGAUUUGGGGGGGCUGGAUGCCGUGAUGGCAAACGAGGACAAGAUUCAGGCGGUGGCGGAGAAGCUGGACUUGGGGCAGAGGCUGACCAUCAUGAUAGUGAAGCAAGCGCUUGCCGAGGAGGGCAACAUGGGCUUCCAUCGCAUAAUCCGUCACAUGAACCUGCGAGUUUUCUGGCACACUUUCUUCAAGGGGGAAUGGAAAGUUCCCUGGCGCCUGUGGUGGUCGGAGUUCCCGAGUGGUCUGACGGAGGUGUACUUGGAGCCAAGCUACGUCACAGCGUUGUGUGGCGUGUUGGACAGCGAUCAGGCGAAGCAGGCGUUCCAACAACGUGUGGAGCUGGCAGACGCUGAGAACAUCAGCGUGGACGAGCUCAAGCUGGCCUUCCCACGAGACGCCGACCUGCUGCAGCGCGUCCGCCAGCUCACAGGCAGCAGUGGCGACAGCGCUGCUGGCAGGGCCGUAGUGGUCAGCAAUGCACCUGAGCAUGCCAACACGCCGGUGGUACAGCUUGAGGGACCCCCAAGCCAAACCCAGCACGACGCUGUGGCCAAGUGCCGCCUGCCUCCGCUUGACCCGCUCUACACGGGCCGUGACGCCGAUGCAGAGCUGGUGGUGCGGCUGGUGAAGGAGCAAGCCGCAGCCCAACGCGGCGUGUGCCUGCUGGGCGGUGCUGGCCUGGGCAAGUCCAGCCUGGCGGUGGAUGUGGGGUGGAGGCUGGCCAAGGAGGGGGCGUGCCCAGGUGGCGCGUACUUUUGUGACCUGCGUGAGGCGCGGUCCGUGGACGACGUGCUGUUGCGCAUUGUGCUGGCGGUGGGGGGGAGUGUCACCACGGGUGACGACGCUCUUCCCAAGUUGCUUGCAUGGCUGCGCUCCACCUCGGAUAGUUGUGGCGGCGGCGUGUUGCUGGUGGUGGACAACGCCGAGGACGUGCUGCAGGCUGACGGCGGGAGAGGCGCGGGCUUCAGGGACGUCAUGGCCCAGGUGUGCAAGGCUGCAAUGGUGCUGGUCACAUCGCGGGCGCCCAUGGCUGGACCAUCACCAUCUGGUGGUAGCAGCAACAGUAGCUGUGUCGACCACCCGCUAUGUGGCCUUGCUGACGGCUCUGGCCGCCAGCUGAUUGCCUCGCUUUGGGCUGGUGCCUCCCCACUAGCAGCGGCUGAUGUGGACGCCCUGCUGUACAUGUGCCGUGGGGUGCCGCUGCUGCUCCGCACGUGUGCAGAUGCUCUGGCACAUGGCAGAGUCACACUGGCGGUAUUGGAGGCUGCAUCCGCCAACACAAGCAAUAAUGAUAGCGCCGCUGCCCUGCUGCAGCUCACCUUGGCCUCCCUGCCGCUGCCACAACAACUGCUCCUUGUCCAGCUGUCUGUCUUCUCAUCCCAAUUUGAAGAGGAAUCUGUCGCAGUAGUAGUGAACGGUGACAGCAGAGACGUGUCACGCGUUCGUGCGCAGCUUGCAGUGUUGUACAGCCAUGGCCUGGUGGUGCGUAAUGUGGCUCAAAGCACAUACAGCCUGCACAUGGCCGUGCGCACUACUGCUGCGGGGCUGGGAGGCGGGUUGACCUCAGCAGCAACUGUAUCAGGAACAGCCGCGGCGAGUAAAGCCACCGACCAGCAUCAACAGCAACAUCACCAGGAGUUUGCCAAGGCGUUGUUCUAUGCCUGUGAGCGGUUUGUGGGGCACAUCAUGACUGCCUUCACAGAGUGGGGCCAGUUAUAUAUGACACCUGACGCUCUGCUGGCGCUGCGCCUAGCACGGCAGCGUGUGCCAGACUUCUUGACAGCGGUCCAGAUAGCAGCAGCAGAAGCAGCGACAGCACCCAAGCUGUUGGAGCUGGUCUUGCAAUCUGCGACUCGGGAAUUGGAAUCUUUGCUGCUAGAUGUGGGUGGCGUCCUGACGCCCACAUUCAAUGACACCUGGCACAGAUUGGAGGCAGCAGCCAACGCACUGCGUGAUGGUCCCCUAGCACCCUGCCUCGCCAACUUUGACUCCAUGUUGGGUGGAGAGGCCGCACACCGGCGGGCACUGGAGCUGCGCACCAAGGUGCUGGGCGCAGAGCACCCUGACACCAUCAGCUCCAUCAGCAACCUGGCCAGCUGCAUUUACAGCCAAGGCAAGUACAGCGAGGCAGAGCCCAUGUACAAGCAGGCGCUGGAGCUGCACACCAAGGUGCUGGGCGCAGAGCACCCUUCCACCAUCACGUCCCUCAACAACCUGGCCAGAUGCAUUGACAGCCAAGGCAAGUACAGCGAGGCAGAGCCCAUGUACCAGCGGGCGCUGGAGCUGCGCACCAAGGUGCUGGGUGCAGAUCAUCCCAGCACCAGCAUCUCCAUCAACGGCCUGGCCAACUGCAUAUACCGCCAAGGCAAGUACAGCGAGGCAGAGCCCAUGUACCAGCAGGCGCUGGAGCUGCACACCAAGGUGCUGGGCGCAGAGCACCCUUCCACCAUCACGUCCCUCAACAACCUGGCCAGUUGCAUUGACAGACAAGGCAAGUACAGCGAGGCAGAGCCCAUGUACCAGCGGGCGCUGGAGCUGCGCACCAAGGUGCUGGGCGCAGAGCACCCUGACACCAUCAGCACCAUCAACAACCUGGCCAGCUGCAUUGACAGCCAAGGCAAGUACAGCGAGGCAGAGACCAUGUACCAGCAGGCGCUGGAGCUGCGCACCAAGGUGCUGGGCGCAGAGCACCCUGACACCAUCGCGUCCCUCAACAACCUGGCUGGCUGCAUUGACAGCCAAGGCAAGUACAGCGAGGCAGAGCCCAUGUACCAGCAGGCGCUGGAGCUGUGCACCAAGGUGCUGGGCGCUGAGCACCCUUUCACCAUCAUGUCCCUCAACAACCUGGCCAGCUGCAUUGGGAGCCAAGGCAAGUACAGCGAGGCAGAGCCCAUGUACCAGCGGGCGCUGGAGCUGCGCACCAAGGUGCUGGGCGCAGAGCACCCUGACACCAUCAGCUCCAUCAGCAACCUGGCCAGCUGCAUUUACAGCCAAGGCAAGUACAGUGAGGCAGAGCCCAUGUACCAGCGGGCGCUGGAGCUGCGCACCAAGGUGCUGGGCGCAGAGCACCCUGACACCAUCAGCUCCAUCAGCAACCUGGCCAGCUACAUUUACAGCCAAGGCAAGUACAGUGAGGUAGAGCCCAUGUACCAGCAGGCGCUGGAGCUGCGCACCAAGGUGCUGGGCGCAGAGCACCCUUCCACCAUCACGUCCCUCAACAACCUGGCCAGCUGCAUUGGCAACCAAGGCAAGUACAGCGAGGCAGAGCCCAUGUACCAGCAGGCGCUGGAGCUGCGCACCAAGGUGCUGGGCGCAGAGCACCCUGACACCAUCACGUCCCUCAUCAACCUGGCUGGCUGCAUUGGCAACCAAGGCAAGUACAGCGAGGCAGAGCCCAUGUACCAGCAGGCGCUGGAGCUGUGCACCAAGGUGCUGGGCGCUGAGCACCCUUUCACCAUCAUGUCCCUCAUCAACCUGGCUGGCUGCAUUGGGAGCCAAGGCAAGUACAGCGAGGCAGAGCCCAUGUACCAGCGGGCGCGCGCUGGAGCUGCGCACCAAGGUGCUGGGCGCAGAGCACCCUGACACCAUCACGUCCCUCAUCAACCUGGCUGGCUGCAUUGGCAACCAAGGCAAGUACAGCGAGGCAGAGCCCAUGUAUGUACCAGCAGGCGCUGGAGCUGCGCACCAAGGUGGUGGGCGCAGAGCAUCCCAGCACCAUCAGCUCCCUCAACAACCUGGCCAUCUGCAUUAAAAGUCAAGGCAAGUACAGCGAGGCAGAGCCAAUGUACAGGUGUAGCCGACUUAUGGGCUGCUAAGGUCAUUGAUUUUGUAACCGAACUGGGUAUUCCUAGGCCCGUGUAUGGUGACACGCUCGCUUCACCCAGUACUAUAGUGUACUAGGAUUACCCGUUAACGAUUUACGUGUGAAGUAUUGGGAACGCUUGGACUCUAGAUGGUUGACCCCUGAGGUGGAGGUGCCCCCACAGGAGUAUGAAGAGUCCAGGGGUGUUAGGUCAUGCUGCUGUGCCCAGCAGGGGAUGGGACUAGCAUGAAAAGGGGGUGAGCCUGUGGCGUGGCUACCCCACUGCUGGUGUCAUUGUCAGUUAACAAAUUUGCACAUUAACGAUCUACACAUGCUCCUCUGAUGAGGUAAUGGAGCCUAAUUGUUUGUGCAGCCCUGUACGUGCAUUGUACGAUGGCGGCACCUGUUGCACUGCACUGGCAAUGGCGGUGCUUAGCAUGCGUGUGCUCUUAGUUCCCUUUCCUUUUCCCCGUUGUUUGGUGGGGGCUACUUUCAGUGGCCACAAUGACCUGCCUGCCGUCACUUCUGGGUUCGACAGCACACGCAAGGUAAAGCUUUAUCACCAGUGUACGGUAUAUGGUUACAAGUAUGGCAGAAGGAUUGGUGUUGCGUGUGUGUGUUCCUGGUGCCGCCUUUUGCAUGGCAGUGUCUAGCAUCCAUACUUUGGAACACGCUGUUUGGUGGGGGCUGUUUAUGGCGGCCACAAUGAGGCAUGUUUCAACUCCUGGUGCUGCUGUUUGGUGUGUGGGUGCUCCGGAUCAAUGUGAUGUGGUAGUGCGGUCAAGCAUGGGUGCUGUUGUUUCUAGUUUUGGACUGUUAGACAUUUAAGGCCGAGACACAUUUACAGUGUUAAACAACACU
Astrephomene gubernaculifera is the source of this 5826-nucleotide messenger RNA. The record is from the annotation of a GenBank genome assembly. Lineage: Eukaryota; Viridiplantae; Chlorophyta; Chlorophyceae; Chlamydomonadales; Astrephomenaceae.